Messenger RNA from Colletotrichum tamarilloi, 1092 nucleotides. RefSeq names its product 2-nitropropane dioxygenase. The coding region runs from base 1 to 1092 and encodes 363 amino acids. The transcript is spliced from 2 exons. NCBI's taxonomy places the organism in Eukaryota, Fungi, Ascomycota, Sordariomycetes, Glomerellales, Glomerellaceae. The record is from RefSeq and is a predicted model, not a curated record. Gene Ontology annotation, molecular function: nitronate monooxygenase activity.
AUGGCCAUCUCGAGACUGGUAUCGUGGUUCCCCCACGUCAAGGCGCCCGCCAUCAUCAACGCGCCGAUGCUGGGGUCCGCCGGCGCCGCCAUGGCAACUGAAGUCCACAAAGCCGGUGGUUUCGGUUUCAUCGCCGCGGGCUUCGACUUCUCAGAGUCCUCGGCCCAGAUGACGGACCUAGACAAGGCCCUGACCCAAGCCCGCACCCUCCUCUCACUCCCGGCCGCGGACGGCAACAGCGGCGGCAGCGGCGCGGGGGGACUCCCGCUCGGCGUGGGCUUCAUCACGUCCCACGAGACAGCCGGUCACUUCACGGCCAACGUCCUGCCCAUCCUGGUCCGCCACGGCGUCGCAGCAGCCUGGCUCUUUGCCCCGCAUCCAGAGACCAAACCCCACGGCGAAAUCAUCGCCGCCCUCCGCGGCAAGGGAACGAAAGUCUUUGUGCAGGUCGGCAACGUCGCCGCGGCGCGGGAGGCGGCCGCCGACGGCGCGGACGUCAUCGUCGCGCAAGGGGUCGACGCCGGCGGGCACCAGUUUUCGCGGGGCUGCGGCGUCGUGGCGCUGGUGCCCGAGGUGAAGGCCAUGCUGGCGGCCGAGUUUCCCGACCGGGACGUCGCCGUCGUCGCGGCGGGCGGGAUCGUGGAGGGCAGCGGGGUGGCUGCGGCGUUGGCGCUGGGCGCUGAGGGGGUUGUGCUGGGCACGCGGUUCGUUGCGACGGACGAGGCGAUGAGCGCGCAGUUGCAUAAGGAGGUUAUUGUGAGGACCAAGGACGGCGGGGUGAGUACGUGGAAGUCGGAGUUCCAUGAUCGAUUGGUGGAUAAUAAGUUGUGGAAGGAAGGGUAUGAUGGGAGGGCGAUUGUAGGAGAUAUUCAUCGGGAGUAUCACGCCCUCGGCGGCCAGACGGCGACGGUGGAGGAGAGCCGGGAGAGGUUGCGGACGGGGUGGAGCGAGGAGGAAGGGAAGAAGAUGAUUGGGAAAUGGGCCGGUGCUGGGGUUGGGCUUAUUGAUGAGAUUAAGCCGGCUGGAGUGGUCGUUACUGAGGUGAGAGAGGCUGCGAGGAAGCGGAUUCAAGAGUUGGUUGGGUCGAUUUGA